AUGAGCUGCAAGCUCUCCUGCUCAAGAUGCUUUCUGUACUUUUUGAAUGUCCUGUAUAUUACUUCCGGGAUGUUUUUGCUUGUUGCGGGAAGCUUAGUAAUUACAAAUACAAGUAGCUUACGUGAGUUCAUAAUUUAUCGACCUGAGAUCGCUCCGAUCUUCCAAGGCAUUUACAUGAUGAUAUCUGCCGGCGUUGGCCUAUUCCUACUCGGUAUUAUUGGAUGCGCAGCUGCCGUCAGACAAAAUAGAUGCGGGCUUGGCUUAUUCCUGGCGUUGACUGUAACGAUCCUGCUUAUACAGUGGAUCGGAGCGAUCGUCACAUUUGUCAAUUAUCCUGAAGGGAAGACAUUUGUCAAGAAAACAAUGGAUAUUUAUUCAAAUGAGGAGAUUCUAUCUCCUUGCCUGGAAAUUGAGGAUCAAAAUAAAAGGGAAUUGUGCUUUGUACAGAAGAAAUUCAAAGUCGAAAAAUCAGGCUGGGCGGAUGUGCUCAUGAAUGGCCGCUGGACUCAAAAUUCCGAAGAGCGAGAGAUGCUGUAUGAAAUCGCGUCACCGAUGGUUUCAGUCGUUUGGGAGGAUAUCCAGAAGAAAAAUCAAUGCUGCGGUCUCAGUGGGCAGAAUGAUUGGAUCGACUCGCAUUUUCAGAAGAUUCCUGCGACUUGCUGUAAUGAAGAUAAUUUGACGGAAAGAAGCGAAAUUGCCCGAGACAAUCGGCAAGCAGAAACGAUGAAACUCAUUUUCGCCAUCUUUAUUUCGUUUGGAGCUGUUGUGGGCGAUUACUGCGAUUCGGAGGAAACAGAUAGCGCAAUCUUCGAGCUUCACGACGAUUUGGACGAUGACGACGACGGAUCAAUCUCUUCGACCGAAAACCGCGCCUUCAUCAACGAAUACGGCGGCGGCGCAUCUGCCAUCGGAGCUCUUCUCGAAGAUAAUGACGGUCUCGUUUCCAAAGACGAAUUUCUAAAAGCCUGGAAGCGCUCCACCGUUCACAACUGGACAACAGACGAUGUGGUCACUUGGCUCCGUGGAGCAGAUCUUGGCUUUCGAAGCGACAUUGCUGACCAGAUUUCUGCGAUUUUUCAAAUGCAUCGGGUCACUGGAAGAUGCUUCCCGCUCCUAGCGAAACUCGAACAGACGUUUUUGAAGAAGAUCGGAAUCAGGCAGCAUUUGCUCAGGCGAAAGAUUGCGCUUCGAUCGAUGGACGCGAUUCUCUUCGGACCGCCGGUGAAUGAUUCUCUUGUCAAAGACUUGAUCUUGGCAGUUUUGGCUGUGUUCAUGAUCUUUUCCGUCACCUUCAUUAUUCGGCUCAAGCGACAGUUUAAGGAUGUCAAGUCAAGACUCAAAGCAGAAAGUACGAGACUGGAAGAACUGGACAACAUGUGGAAAGAAUACGCCGAAACGCCGCUUGAUCAUGAUUCCGUUUCUACAGUUCUUGAUCUCCCAGCAGGAAACCGUCAAAAUACAGACGGCGGUGAAGAACUAAGCUCUCUCGCAACUCUGAAAAAGCAAAACGACCAGCUUCAAGCCUCCCUAGAAGAAGCUCACAAGGAGUUGAGAAAGAUGCAAAAUGGCUACUCCCUCGACAAAAUAGUCGUGACAAGUGAUGUGAAAGAAAUUCUCAUUAAGACUUAUCGUGCGGAGAAACACAAUUUGGACUUUCGAAAACGCGACGCGCGAAAGAAGGAACAUGUGGCGACGGAGAAUAUGAAGAAACUUGAACGAGCAAACACCAAUUUUUUCAGCUCCGUCAGAUUGCUUCAUUCGCAUCAACUUGAUCAUCUUGACGCGGCGCUAAUGCAAGCACACAAGGCCAUCGAAGACAUCGUCAGUUCCCAGAAAGAAUCCCACGAUCGUUGGCGAAAAAUAGAAAAAAUUUUUAACAUCCCGAUCAUGCGCCAGAAACAGAUGGAAAACGGCGAAUCGAGUCCGGAUAUCUACUCGACGCCGAUCCUUUCCGAGCGUCCUCCUUCUUCCGCGGCGAGGAGCAUCCACAACGAGUCUCUUCAUCAAAUCGCCUUGUCAAACCAUCAUCAGAAUCGAGCGGGUGUCAAGCCCGUCAGUUCCAUCCCUUCCGGCCUGCAACUCCACGGCAACAGCCACAGCAAUGAAACAAUGUCGGAAGACAACUCUCCAACUUCCACCCGACCGGAAUUGCGACAAAUGGACAGUACAAUCAGCACGGAUUCAUGCAUUUACACGCAGACGGGAACGCACGAGUCUGAAAGGGACACUUCUGAACCCCCCUCGCGAACAUGCAUUUCUGAAAUAAAUGGAAACAGCGUAGCGUCAUCGACUGCGGAAGAAGAAUCGACGACGUCGCUGCGAAGUGCGUCUGCGUCAACGCAUGUCAAGACGAAAAAACCAAAGUUUAAGCUCUUCGACAAAAGAAAACUCUCUUAUUUGAGCUUUAGGAAGAAUAAAUCCAAAAAGAAUGAGUAA
Molecule: messenger RNA, 2436 nt
Organism: Oikopleura dioica
Lineage: Eukaryota; Metazoa; Chordata; Appendicularia; Copelata; Oikopleuridae
Source: the annotation of a GenBank genome assembly